CUUGUUCGUGAUCUUUGGAUUACCGAAUUGCUGAGUGAAAUAACUAAUAUGGCAGAAUAUGAAGGAAUCAUAUUGGGCAUGGGAAACCCUCUUCUCGACAUUUCAGCCAUAGUUGACCAAGAUUUCCUCACAAAAUAUGGCCUGAAUCCAAACAAUGCUAUCCUUGCCGAAGACAAGCACUUGCCUAUGUAUGAUGAAAUAUGUUCAAAAUACAACGUAGAGUACAUUGCUGGAGGAUCCACUCAGAAUACCAUCCGAGUUGCCCAGUGGAUGCUUCAAAUACCAGGUGCAACAAGUUUUAUUGGUAGCAUCGGAAAGGAUAAGUAUGGGGAGGAGAUGAAAAAGAACUCAAAACUUUCUGGAGUUAAUGUGCACUAUUAUGAAGAUGAAGCUGCAACAACUGGUACUUGUGCUGUUUGUGUUGUUGGCAAUGGAAGGUCUCUUGUUGCCAAUUUGUCAGCAGCCAAAUGCUAUAAAUUGGACCACUUAAAAAGACCAGAAAUUUGGGCACUGGUUGAAAAGGCCAAAUACAUUUACAUUGCUGGUUUUUUCCUCACUGUGUCACCUGAAUCAGUUCAGCUUGUAGCUCAACAUGCCACUGUAACCAACAAGGUGUUUAUAAUGAACCUCUCUGCACCAUUCAUCUGUGAAUUCUUCAAGGAUGCUCAAGAUAACGCAUUACUGUAUGUGGAUUAUGUUUUUGGAAAUGAAACUGAAGCAAGAAUGUUUUCAAAGAUUCAUGGAUGGAAUACAGAUGAUGUUGAAGAGAUUGCUAUUAAGAUUUCCAAGUGGCGUAAAGCAUCAGGAACUUACAAGAGGAUUACUGUGAUUACUCAAGGGGGCAAUCCUGUCAUUGUUGCUGAAGAUGGAAGAAUUGAAAAAUAUCCUGUGGAGUUGUUGCCUAAGGAGAAACUGGUUGAUACAAAUGGAGCAGGUGAUGCAUUUGUUGGGGGAUUUUUGUCUCAAUUGGUUCAGAAGAAACAGAUAAAGGAAUGUGUGAGAGCUGGUUGUUAUGCAUCCAAUGUGAUUAUACAAAGAUCAGGCUGCACAUACCCACAAAAACCCAAUUUUAGUUAAACUUUUGAUCGCAUUAUUUAGUCUUUUAAUGUGUAGAGUUUGCACAUUUUCCAUUAGAGUAAUAAGAUAUGAUGGUA
Lactuca virosa is the source of this 1154-nucleotide messenger RNA. NCBI's taxonomy places the organism in Eukaryota, Viridiplantae, Streptophyta, Magnoliopsida, Asterales, Asteraceae. The record is from the annotation of a GenBank genome assembly.